AGACUUAUCUAUAAAUGAGUGGGAUAUUAUCAUAGUACAGGUUGAGAGUCUUUUCCGUAUUGAGUUCACAGCCCAUCCAUUUGUAGCUAUUCUUGAUAAAGUCAAUACCAUUAUGCGUCAAAUGUCUAGCAGUACAAAUGCAUGGGAAUCUGAGAAUACAAUAUGUGAUGAAUUAAGAUCUGUGAGACAUGUUUUGGCUAUGGAUGCUUUUGCAAAUACAUCAGCACUAACCUUCCUCCAAACUUAUCGUGGUGAAAAUAUUCGCACAGUUGAUAAUAAGUAUCAGCCUCGUAUAGGUGAGACAGUUGAAUUUGUUUAUGAUCCGAAUAGUGGAGCUGAAGCCAUGCGAAUAGAAUAUGAUCUUUUGAGGCAAGGCAAAUGCAUAGCAUUCGUAUCUACUGGAGCAGUAAUGGCUAGAGCGUUAGUAGAAAAGGCAUCUAAGUUGUCUAAACCUGAUAAUUCUCCUGUUAAAGCCUGUGUAUAUUAUGGGAAUAGAGAUGCAGGAAUAUCAUUCGAGGUUACGAGCCACUUUGAUAUAGUUAUAGCUAUUACAAAUAUUGCCACUUCAGUUUAUAUUGAGGCUCUUGCACAAAUGCUUUAUCGAAUUCGUGACUCAGAACUUGAAAGUGCUCGACCUAAUAAUUUGCUUACAGCAAUAAAGGGUCACUGUGAAUGGGAUAACAAUGCUAUUUCUUAUAAAAUUGAUGAAUCUUCAGCUUCUUAUAGCCAGUACUGGUACUUCUCUCUAAUUAAUAAAAUGGAUGAGAGCCGAGGAGUAAUAGGAAAUCGUAAAAGAAUCUGUAAUGAGAUUAGAGUUGAAGUAUUAGUUAUUAAAGAAACAGAUUUUAAUGCUGUUGCUAUUUCCCAAAAUCUUUGCCUUGAAGAAGCUGAAAAUCUUAAGUUUGAUCAAGAGUGCUCUAUCUCAGAUAUUAUGGCACUUAAACGUUUCUAUUUGCGAAAUCUUUAUGGUGGUAAAGACAUAAAUAUUAGGCAUAGUUAUGAUGAAGAGAGUGAAAUGGAAGGGUUAAAAGCCAAGGAUACUACACAAUAG
Funneliformis geosporum is the source of this 1051-nucleotide messenger RNA. The record is from the annotation of a GenBank genome assembly. NCBI's taxonomy places the organism in Eukaryota, Fungi, Glomeromycota, Glomeromycetes, Glomerales, Glomeraceae.